AGGAAGUGGGCUUCCUGGGAGGAUUUUUGGAGUCCAGGUGGGGAGAAGCCGGCGUUCUCCGAGGGAGCGUCCCCGGCGCCGUCGCCUCCUUCCGUCGCCCGCCGCUGCCGGGAAGUGUCACCGGCGCCAUGGCCGAGUACUCCUACGUGAAGUCCACCAAACUCGUGCUCAAGGGGGCGAAGGCCAGGAGUAAGAAGAAGAAGAGCAAAGAUAAGAAAAGAAAAAGAGAAGAGGAAGAAGAAACCCAGCUUGAUAUCGUCGGAAUCUGGUGGACUGUAACAAACUUUGGUGAAAUCUCAGGAACCAUAGCCAUUGAAAUGGAUAAAGGAACCUAUAUACACGCACUGGACAAUGGCCUUUUCACCCUGGGAGCUCCACAUAAAGAAGUCGAUGAGGGCCCUAGUCCCCCAGAGCAGUUUACAGCUGUCAAACUAUCUGAUUCCAGAAUUGCCCUGAAAUCUGGGUAUGGAAAAUAUCUUGGUAUAAAUUCAGAUGGACUUGUUGUUGGGCGUUCAGAUGCAAUUGGGCCAAGAGAACAAUGGGAGCCAGUCUUUCAAGAUGGGAAAAUGGCUUUAUUGGCCUCAAAUAGCUGCUUUAUUAGAUGCAAUGAAGCAGGCGAUAUAGAAGCCAAGAGUAAAACGGCAGGAGAAGAGGAAAUGAUCAAGAUUAGGUCCUGUGCUGAAAGAGAAACCAAGAAAAAAGAUGACAUUCCAGAAGAAGACAAAGGAAAUAUUAAGCAGUGUGAAAUCAAUUACGUAAAGAAAUUUCAGAGCUUCCAAGACCACAAACUUAAAAUAAGUAAAGAAGAUAAUAAGAUUCUUAAAAAGGCUCGGAAAGAUGGAUUUUUGCAUGAGACACUUCUGGACAGGGUGAUCAUGAAUCACACUCCUUUACGUCCUGGGAAACAACUGAGAAACAGAUACAGACACCGAAAACCAUCAGUAUCAGCUUUAUUGCUGAUGACGUUGGGAUGGAGAAACCAGCUUGCACUUGAGGUCAAAACGGGAGAUGCCAUCUGCUCCUCUGAAAUGAAUUUGUGCCCUCAGCGCUUGACAAAUGCCAACCGCUUUCCGGGGGCACAGCCAGUGUCUAACAUGAGUAGGAGUAAACCAAGGGAGGGGAGGUGGCUGGGGAGGCCAGGACCAGUACUACUGGGGCAGGGGUCUCUGUUCCUUGAUGGCCUUCUCGCCACAUCUCCCAGGGCUCCUCUUUCAGCUGCCUCCUUCAGCGUCUCCACAGCCAUCGUGUUUAACACAGGGUCUUCAAGUUUGUUGGAAAGGUGCCAAUUCUGGGAAAUCUGGUCAAAGGCAGCAACUUCUUCCAGUCUUUCCAUCCAGGGCUGCUCCAGUGAGCUUACCACUGCGGGAGGGCAGGCCUGAAUGAGAAACACAGAGAGAGUCCAGGCCACACAUCCGUAGUGACCCUUGCAACUACUUACCAGUUAGGUAAGUCACUCCUUCCCUAGGGAGACAUGGAGGGGUUUGGGGAGAAAAAUCGAAGUUUUCUCCCAGAAAUGUCUGAUGGUAGAUCAGGUUUUCUGGGGCCUGGGGCUUAUAUAAUUGAGGGGCGGGGGGGUCCUUUUUAAGGAAAAGAAUAUCAAAUUUCAAAUGUAAAAUUAGGGAGAAGGCCUUUAUAGGGGUCUCUGCAGGUGAAUCUCCUGAAAGUUAAGCUUCGGUAGCUUCACAGUAAACCCUCCUCUAUUUUUACGUGCUUAUCAGCUAGGAGGCUCUUACCUUUGCCAUCCAGUCCAUUCUGACUCAUAGUGACCCUACAGGAUGUUGUAAGAUACAAUAAUUGUACUCACAAACAAGCCGACCAGAAGUGCCUUAAGCAACACAGGAGAGGGGUGGCUCAUGCAAACGAGGAGGCCAGUUGUUGGGCAGGCUCCAAAGUUGGUCGCUCUAGCAUCUUAGCAAAGUCUUCGAUGACCCAGUUUCUUUCCGUCUCUCCACUCUACUGUCUGCGGCGUCUAUUUCAUCCUUAGGCGGCUCCUUCAAGUUUACAGUAUGAAUGCCAGCAGCCCUGAGGACUACUAGCUUACUCAUUUCUGUAAGAAGAGAGAGCCCCCCAGACACCCAGCUAACCCGGAACUGACGCCACUCCCAAAGUCCACCUUUCAGCCAAAGGUUAGCCAGGCCUAUAAAACAAAGAGUAACACGCAUGAGGAACGUGCUUCUUAGUUCAAUCAAGUAUACAAGACCAAAUUGGCAACACCUGCCCAAAAGCAAAGGCGAGAAGGCAGGAAGGGACCGCAAACCUGGAUGAAUGGACAUGGAGAACCCGGGGUAGAAAGGGAAAGGGGAAGAGUGCUGACACAUUGCGGGGAUUGCAGCCCAUGUCACAAAACAUGUUGUGUUUAAACCUGUUGAAUGAAUUCACACUGUAAACUUUGACCUAAAACAUAAUUAAAAAAAAAAACACACACACACACACACAUACA
Loxodonta africana (African savanna elephant) is the source of this 2440-nucleotide messenger RNA. RefSeq names its product FSHD region gene 1 (gene FRG1). The record is from RefSeq and is a predicted model, not a curated record. Gene Ontology annotation, cellular component: catalytic step 2 spliceosome; striated muscle dense body; nucleolus. Lineage: Eukaryota; Metazoa; Chordata; Mammalia; Proboscidea; Elephantidae. Gene Ontology annotation, molecular function: actin filament binding. The transcript is spliced from 9 exons. Bases 129 to 1379 code for a protein of 416 amino acids.